Durio zibethinus is the source of this 2391-nucleotide messenger RNA. Lineage: Eukaryota; Viridiplantae; Streptophyta; Magnoliopsida; Malvales; Malvaceae. The record is from RefSeq and is a predicted model, not a curated record.
AUUAAAUUAGGAAAAGCAAACAGGUUAUCCCAUCGUCGAUGAUAUGCUUUAAAUGCAAAACCAAAGAAAGAGAAAAAAACAGAAAAAGAGGUGGUUGUGUGGGUACUCCCUUCCCUAGUACAUCAAGGGAGAAUGCUAACCAACACGUGAAGUUGGGAUCAGUUUUCAGCAGGACAAGCCCACCACCCCCCCUGUCCACAUUGACUUCCUCCGCUUUCUCUUCUCUCCCUUUCUUUCUUUCUUCCCUUCCUAGGGUUUUUCUUCUUUCUACCAAUGUGCUUACAUUUUUGACUCUGACAUUUCCCUCCCUGCCUGCAUACCUGAACCCCUCAUUCACGCUUUUCUUUUUUGGAUUAGCUUCUUCCGUGAUAUUCCAAUGACCCCAUUAUUUCAAGACCAUUCCCCAUGUGUUGUCCAUUGCUAAGAAGUCAGAGAAUCAUAUUGAUAGAAUCAAGCAAUUGUUGUGAGGCUUUGCUAGUAUCUUGAAGGCCUGGAGCAUGGACAAAAAAACUGCUGUCUUGUUCUGAAAUGCUUGCUACUAGGGAUUGAAAAACAAGCUUUUGGAUAGUCGUUUUUUUUUCUUCAAAAUAAAGAUUCCUAUAUAAUAGUAAAAGUGAAUUAUGAAUCAGAUGAAAUUCCCAAAGCGAUACUUAAUUGUCAUUUUAACCUUUGUCAGCACAUGUGUUUGUUAUAUUGAACGUGUGGGCUUCUCCAUAGCAUACACAGUUGCAGCUGAUGCUGCUGGGAUUAACCAAUCAAGUAAAGGCACAAUACUUUCCACAUUCUAUUAUGGUUAUGCUUGUUCUCAGGUGCCUGGAGGAUGGGCAGCUCAAAAGAUUGGGGGAAGAAAGGUUCUUCUUCUCUCAUUUGUAUUAUGGUCAUCAACUUGUUUUUUGGUUCCACUAGAUCCCAAUAGAGUCACAAUCUUGGUUGUUGCUCGCUUGCUUGUUGGUGUGGCACAAGGUUUCAUUUUCCCGUCCAUCCACACUGUCCUAGCACAGUGGGUUCCACCCCAUGAGAGAUCAAGAUCCGUUUCACUUACAACUUCUGGGAUGUACCUAGGUGCAGCUAUGGGGAUGCUUGCCCUUCCAAGCCUGGUGAAGUUCAAAGGUCCCCAAUCUGUAUUUCUUGCAGAAGCAGCAUUAGGUGUCAUGUGGUCUUUGCUUUGGUUUGAAUAUGCAACUGAUCCCCCUCGAUCUGAGCAUCCAAAAGCCACUGCUGCUGGUUUUGGAGAAUCUUUGUUGCCUACCAAAGCAAGUCAGAAGAUGAAAGUGGAGAAUGGAGGAAGUACUGUCAGAACUGUGAAAAUUCCAUGGAUGAGAAUUUUAGUCAGCAGGCCAGUUUGGGCAAUCGUGGUAAAUAAUUUCACAUUCCAUUAUGCGCUUUAUGUAUUGAUGAACUGGCUGCCAACAUACUUCGAGCAGGGCCUCCAGCUUAGUCUUCAGGAAAUGGGUUCUUCUAAGAUGAUGCCCUAUUUCAACAUGUUCAUAUUCUCAAAUAUCGGUGGGGUUCUUGCUGACCACUUGAUCACCAAAAGAAUAAUGUCUGUGACUAAAACUAGGAAGUUCUUGAACACUGUAGGAUUUAUAGUUGCUUCUGUUGCGUUGAUGGCACUUCCAAUCUUCAGAACUUCCGGUGGAGCUAUUUUCUUGUCUUCUGUGGCUCUUGGUUUCUUGGCACUUGGGAGGGCUGGGUUUGCAGUGAAUCAUAUGGAUAUUGCACCUAGAUAUGCAGGAAUUGUAAUGGGUGUCUCUAAUACAGCUGGUACUUUAGCUGGGAUUAUCGGGGUUGAUAUGACUGGACAGCUUCUUGAAGCUGCUAAAGCUGAAUAUGCAGAUCUUUCUACUCCAGAAAGCUGGAGAGCAGUCUUUUUCAUUCCUGGGUUGCUGUGCAUAUUUAGUUCUUUCAUAUUCUUGCUAUUCUCAACAGGGGAGAGGAUUUUUGACUGAAAUAAGCCAUGUACACAUAUACUUUUAAUUGGUAUAGCCAUCUGGUCAAGGGUUUCCAUAUGCAAAUCUCUCAUUGUGAUUGGUGAGCUAUUUGAUAUUAGUGAACGUAAACCCUUCCUGGGAAAGAUACAUUGAAAUUCAGACGACCAUAGAAGGUCAAAAGAAAUCAACGGAGCAGUAGCGAUUAGAAAUCAUUUUUUUAUUGUUAAUGUGAAUUAGUUGGAGUUCAUGUGUCAUUUUUGUUUCUACAGUGAGGUGGAGCAGAUUUAUUUUACACACAUGGAAGGAUCUGACCUUUGUUACAUGCAUAUAGUCAUAGAGACUGAUUUUCAAUGAGCAGUUGCUCUGAGAUCCUAAAAACUUCUUGGUAGUAAUAUUUAUGUAAGUAGAAAAGUUUUAAUUUUUCCCCAAUGAAAUUGAAUAAUUAUUUCACUUUAAAUUU